Molecule: messenger RNA, 324 nt
Organism: Adineta steineri
Lineage: Eukaryota; Metazoa; Rotifera; Eurotatoria; Adinetida; Adinetidae
Source: the annotation of a GenBank genome assembly
AUGACGAAGGGUACACAAUCAUUCGGUAAACGUCAUACCAAGACCCAUAAUUUAUGUCGUCGAUGUGGUCGCUCAUCAUAUCAUUUACAAAAACAACGAUGUGCUGCUUGUGGAUUUCCCUCAGCUAAAACACGUAAAUUUCAAUGGAGUGAAAAAGCCAAGAGACGAAAAACAACCGGCACUGGUCGUAUGAAACAUUUGAAAGUGGUCUUUCGCCGUUUCCGCAAUGGUUUUCGUGAAGGUACAGUAGCCAAAUCACGUAAAGGACAACGCCAAAAUGCUGGUGCUGCAACAACAAGUGUUCCAGCAACAACAAGCAAAUAA